Exophiala spinifera is the source of this 1677-nucleotide messenger RNA. RefSeq lists its product as uncharacterized. NCBI's taxonomy places the organism in Eukaryota, Fungi, Ascomycota, Eurotiomycetes, Chaetothyriales, Herpotrichiellaceae. The transcript is spliced from 2 exons. Gene Ontology annotation, biological process: protein localization to plasma membrane; GPI anchor biosynthetic process. Gene Ontology annotation, molecular function: glucosaminyl-phosphatidylinositol O-acyltransferase activity. The record is from RefSeq and is a predicted model, not a curated record. The coding region runs from base 1 to 1677 and encodes 558 amino acids. Gene Ontology annotation, cellular component: membrane; endoplasmic reticulum.
AUGAAUCCCUCCGAGGCCAUCAGCUACAAGGCCCGCAAGGAGGCAUUCGUUUCCAAUCUCUCCGGGAGCUCCUUGACCGACAUCAAUCUCGUCGCCCUCGUUUCAAGUGCCGCCGUCUUACUCUGGACAGCUCUCCAAAAACGCCAGAGCUUCUUCACACCCUACACGCCUGUCUCUCUCGUCGCGGAUUUCCUACUCAAUGUCUGCGCCAUCCUCUUCGCCGUCACGCUGUACAGCGCUACGCCCAUCGUUCUGAGUAUCUUUUUGAUCACGCCAGCGUUGCUUCUUUUGUUCUUGACAAGCGCACCCUCGAACUUGGAUUCAUCUUCAUCACUGUCCUCAAAAAAAUCCAACGCCACCAAGAUCGCCAGCAAAAGUACCAACAUUAACAUCAGCACCGAUGCCAACCCAUCGCCUUCGACUGCCAAAACGCUCCCCGUACGACCUUUUCUCACUCACUACCGCGGGAGCAUGCUUGUCGUUACUUGCGUAUCCAUCCUGGCCGUCGACUUUCCCAUUUUCCCCCGCCGCUUCGCCAAAGUCGAAACAUGGGGAACAUCCCUGAUGGAUCUGGGCGUCGGACUGUUCGUCUUUUCCGCUGGCGUUGUAUCAGCCCGAGCCAUCGUCAAACCCUCAUCGUCGUCGUCUUCCUUUGUUUCUCGAUUCCUCAUCUCCCUCCGCCACGCUCUCCCGCUCUUCAUCCUCGGUAUUAUCCGCUUGCUCUCAGUCAAGAACCUCGACUACGCCGAGCACGUCACCGAGUACGGCGUCCACUGGAACUUCUUCUUCACUCUCUGCCUCUUACCGCCCUUUGUCGAGAUUUCCGACUCUCUGACCCGCCACGUCGUGCGGUCCUACGACCUUUUGGCCGUCCUGAUCAGCGUCACGUACGAAUUCGUCCUCAACAGCCACCCAACCCUUCUUCGGUACAUCCUGAUCUCUGAGCGCGGUCCGUCAUGGUUGUCCAAGAACCGCGAGGGCGUCUUUUCCUUUAUUGGAUACCUUGCCAUUUUCCUCGCGGGUCGCGGCACAGGAAGACAGAUUGUCACGUUCAACACGCCCCCUACUAGUUCUGGUAGUUCUGCUCGGGCCAAGCCCAAAUCAUCGCAACUGAUGAUGAUGAUGACUACCACCUCCGUCGACGACGUACGCAACGAACGCCGCGUCGUUCUCCGCACCCUCGCAGUCCGCACGCUAAUCUACUCGGCCCUGUUCAUCUUCACGACCAACAUCUACGGCGGCAACCUGACAGUCUCCCGCCGUCUCGCCAACCUCCCUUAUGUUCUGUUGGUAGCGGCCUUUAACAACGGCCAGCUGUUUUUGUUUGGCGUCGUCGAAGACCUCGGUCCCGAAUUCAUCUACGCCAACGCUGCUGCCGCCGACGAGGAUUCCUCCCGCGGCUCCUCCUCACGACAACGGCAAUCCAAGGCUGGUGGUGGCGAAGGUGGAAAGGCUCGCGGUGUCUCGUUCGCCACGUCCCGUAUCCUCCGCGUCUUCAACACAAACGGUCUCGUCAUCUUCCUCGUCGCCAACCUGCUUACGGGCCUUGUGAAUUUGACGGUCAACACGCUCGACAUGGCCGCUCUGCCCGCCAUGGCCGUCUUGAUUCUCUACGCGGCUGUCGUGACCGGGGUCGCGCUGGGGUUGGACCAUGCCGGUAUUAAGAUUAAGAUAUGA